Ooceraea biroi (clonal raider ant) is the source of this 4478-nucleotide messenger RNA. RefSeq names its product Protein kinase C (gene Pkc98E). Gene Ontology annotation, molecular function: diacylglycerol-dependent serine/threonine kinase activity; ATP binding. Gene Ontology annotation, biological process: protein phosphorylation. Lineage: Eukaryota; Metazoa; Arthropoda; Insecta; Hymenoptera; Formicidae. The record is from RefSeq and is a predicted model, not a curated record.
CGAGGCGCGCCUAAGACGCGGCGGUCGUACGUCGGGUCCGGUGUUGCGGUUUGCGCGCAGCGCGAGUGACCGAUCGAGCGCUCCUGCGGCUGUGUCGGGUCGCUGCGGGACGGUCUAGGAUAGUCGAAGUCGCGCUCCAUCUUUCGUACGUCGUUACGUCCUCGUCGUCGUUCCUGCGGUCGCUGCGGAUCCGUGCAGAGAUCCGCGACUGCUCGCGAUGGAGUGCGAAACGUUGGCAUCAGUGUAUCCGGAACCGCUACGCUCCUAUUAACGGAGGAUAGGUGAAACGCGAGAGGUAGAGACGGAUCACGAGGAGGAGGGAAGCCCCCCUGUGUGAUGGGUGUCAGGACAGCGAAGAGACGAGGGCAGACCACCUCGUACUCGGGCCUCGUUGUCGUCGUCGUCGUCGUGGCCGCCGCCGCCGUCGUCGUCGUCGUCGUCGUCCUAUCAUCGCGGUCAUCGUCGCGCUGUCGCUACCCCGUCAUCGUUCCACCACGUUCAUCCUCGGCGAACGCCGAGCUGUCGCUAGCGAAGAGAAGACCGCUUUGGUUAUGCGCACACGCCAAACCGCAAGCGGGGUGUUCGUUGUAACUGCACGGGAUUCGUCGGUGCCCGUGACACGGGUUCGGGAGGGAAAGGGGCGGCGGGACGACGGCGGAGAGGAACGAGAACACUUGUCAGAGCAGCAGCGGGAGGGAGAAAGAGUGCGUGGUGGACCGCGGCUCUCCGAGCGAGAGCGAGAAUAACUAGAGGGAGGCAGCACGGAUCGAGCGUGGGUCGGAGCGAGUCGAGGGGCGAGAGGAGCGCGACACUCUGCCCCUAUAUAUAGGAGGGUGCUCGGCGCGAGCGGGAAAGCGGAGAUACUCGGCGAGGGACGACGUUCUCGGCCGAGAUUCUCGCAUCUUUCGAAGCCGUCACCGGCCCCCGCGGGGCGCAGCGUCAUCGGCGUGCGGGUCCGCGUCGCGGAGGUCGCGCUCGGGCGUGAGCGCAGCCCGCGGCGGGGGUCGCGGGGCGUUCGGACUCGCUCGGCGGACUCGGCCGGGCAUAACCUGUUCGCAGCGCGCGCCAAAGUGUCAGCUGGUGUCGCCAGGCGUGACGGCUCUCGGCGCGGGAUUCGAGCGCUCGCGCGUCCCGAUCGCACCGUCGACCCUCCUCCCCCACCUCCCGCACGGCCGCCUGCCCGAAGACGCCGUCGUUAACGCCGUCACGAUGUUUACGUUCAAGAAGGGCGUCACGGUGUUCACGGGCAAGAUCAAGAUCGAGGUCUGCGAGGCAGUGGGGCUACGCGCGACCGACAAGCAGCGCAAGUUCUGGCAGGAUGAGCCGAUACUCGAUCCCUACGUCCAGGUGGACAUCGACGAGAUGCACAUAGGCCGAUCGUCCACCAAGAUGAAGACCUCCAGCCCGGUCUGGAACGAGUCUUUCAGCCACAACGUGGAGGACGCGGUCAUGCUGGGCGUCACCAUCUUCCACGACGCGGCACUGCCGCCAGAUUACUUCGUCGCCAACUGCCACAUCCCGAUGGAGGAGCUCGCCAAGCAGGACAGCAACAGCUCCGACUUCUGGGUUGAACUAGAACCUCAAGGAAAAUUGAAGGUGAAAAUAGAAUUGCUAUGCACUGAUCCAGGUUUAGAUGAAUCGACGACGAGCUCUAGCUCGAUGGAAGGCGCUAGCAACCGGAGUAUGAACGCCGGCAAGGAACAGCGACGGGAAUUCAAGGCUUCAAGUCAGGGCUUCAACCACCGGCGUGGAGCGAUGCGGCGUAGGAUCCAUCAAGUGAACGGUCACAAAUUCAUGGCUACCUUCCUCAGGCAACCGACAUUCUGUUCGCACUGCCAUGAUUUCAUCUGGGGCUUGGGCAAGCAGGGCUAUCAGUGUCAAGUAUGCACUUGUGUGGUCCACAAAAGGUGCCAUAAGUCCGUGAUAACGAAAUGUCCAGGAAUGAAACAAGAGGAUAAAGGUACUGGGUUGCAGUUGAGCCAAGACAAUGAGAGCACGCGCUUCAACAUUGACAUACCGCAUCGUUUUAUUGUUCAUAAUUACAAGAGAUUCACAUUUUGUGAUCAUUGUGGAUCUCUGUUGUAUGGCUUAUUCAAGCAAGGUUUACAAUGUCAAGCUUGCAACAUGAACGUGCACAAACGGUGCCAGAAGAACGUACCGAACAGUUGCGGCAUCAAUGUGAAGGCAAUGGCUGAUAUCCUGAAAACGAUGAACAUCUCCGCGGACAAGCAAAUAAAAUCUUCGAAGAUUAAUUACGCAGCCUCGAUCACAGGCUCGUACACAGGCGAGACGUCGAGCACUUAUUACGAGAGAGAGAGGAGGGAAGUGCCGGUUAACGAGAGCGGGGUACCCGUGAACGGCACGGAACUGCGGAAAUUCGGCAUAAAGGACUUCAAUUUCAUCAAAGUCCUCGGAAAGGGCAGUUUCGGCAAGGUCAUGCUGGUCGAACGGAAGAGCAGUCCCGACGAGCUCUAUGCCGUGAAGAUCCUGCGGAAGUCCGUCAUCCUGCAGGACGACGAUGUGGAUUGCACGAUGGCGGAGAAAAGGAUCUUGACUCUGGCGGCGAGACAUCCCUACCUGGCGGCCAUCCACAGCUGCUUCCAGACGACCGAACGACUCUUCUUCGUUAUGGAAUACGUGAACGGCGGUGACCUGAUGUUCCACAUUCAGAAGGCACAGAAGUUCGACGAGGUAAGGUCGCGUUUCUACGCGGCGGAGGUGACGCUCGCGCUUCAAUUCCUGCACAAGAAUCACGUGAUAUACCGCGAUCUGAAACUGGACAACAUCCUGCUGGAUGCGGAGGGCCACUGCAAACUCGCGGAUUUCGGGAUGUGCAAGGAGAACAUCGUUGAAGGCGAGACGACAACGUCGACCUUCUGUGGCACGCCGGACUACAUCGCUCCCGAGAUACUCCAAGAGCUGCCAUACGGCGCAAGCGUCGACUGGUGGGCUCUUGGCGUUCUGUUGUACGAGAUGUUGGCCGGCCAGCCACCGUUCGAGGCCGAGAACGAGGAUGAGCUGUUCGAGACGAUCUUACGGGAAGACGUACUCUACCCGGUGUGGCUCUCCAAGGAAGCGGUGUCUAUCUUGAAGAGCUUCAUGACCAAGAAUCCUGCCAAACGAUUAGGUUGUGUCGCAGCCGAAGGUGGUGAAAAAGCCAUAAAGCUCCAUCCAUUUUUCCGCCACAUAGAUUGGGAAGCGCUCGAGUUGCGGAAAGUCAAAGCACCAGUUAGACCGAAAAUUGAAAACCAGAGGGAUGCUACGAAUUUCGACAAGCAAUUUACAAAGGAAGAUCCCGUGUUGACGCCGAUCGAAGAGGGAAGCGAAGAAAUAAAUCAGGAAGAAUUUAGCGAUUUCUCCAUGGUCAACAAGGACUUCAAUCCAGCCAAGUUUGCAGCGCAAUAAGAGACGCUUAACUGCGGUGCGGAAAGGAAAUGAAUCGAGGCCCGUCGAUGUCGUCUCGGUGUGAAGGUACCUGAAGAAGGCGUGACAUGACCGAUCUCGUCGAUCUCCUCGUCGAUCUUCUCACGUUCUCCGAACGGUGCGAUGAGUGCGGAAGCACAACGUGGACGACGGAAGCAUUCCUCGAGGAGCGUUCGCGCCACGAGGGGGAUGCCACUUCGAGGAUAAAGGAUCUCAUUUCGGCAGGGGACGAUCCUCUUCACCCAGAAACGAAAUCGGCGUACGUGCAUUUAUUACAUAAUCUAGAACAUAGUCAGAACAGAGAUUCAUGAAACGGGUUCGACACUCGGAUUCACGAGGGGUUCACGGUGAUUUGAAAGUUUCCGGGAGAAGAGGAGAGUAAAGAGCGAGAGGAGAGACGGAUUAGUCCGGCCUACGCUUUAAAACAUAGAGAAGAGGAAAAAACAGCAAACAACAAAAGUAACAAAAAAGAAUAUACUAAAGACGAUCUCGCGCGUUUGUGUGUGUGUGUGUGUGUGUGUGUGCGUGCGUGCGUGCGUAUGUAUGCGUGUGUGGGAAGGAAGAUCAUGAUGUGUGUCCGACAAAGGCAAACCAUCCUGCGGGAUGUUACCCCGCGGGAGUCGUGCGCGGCCCCCCAUUUCUUUUAGGCUUAGUACAACUCGGAGUGCAACUCGUCGGACGUCCGCAUCUCGUUUCCCGCGUUAUCUUUAGUUUACGAUACCGAAAGAUACUCACCGAGUCGCGCUCUCGUGCGUCGUGCAACCCCAACGUGUCGCCGAGCGGAUUGAUGGAAGAGCGCCAGCGGUUGCCGUCCUCAGCACAUCGACGUACGACGGGAGUAUCAGUAUUCCGAGGACGAAAUCGGCGUACGUGCAUUUAUUACAUAAUCUAGGACGUAGUCAGAAAUAGAGAUUCAUCAAACGGGUUCGACACUCGGACUCACGAGGGACGAUAAUUUAAAAAAAAGUUUCCGGGAGGAUGGGAGAGCGAGGAGCGAGAGGAGAGACGGAUUAGUCCGGCCUACGCUUUAAAAUAUAGAGAAGAGGAAAAAACAA